Molecule: messenger RNA, 2203 nt
Organism: Pararge aegeria (speckled wood butterfly)
Lineage: Eukaryota; Metazoa; Arthropoda; Insecta; Lepidoptera; Nymphalidae
Gene: PRL-1
Product: protein tyrosine phosphatase type IVA 3
Exons: 6
Coding region: 736-1251 (171 amino acids)
Biological process (GO): protein dephosphorylation
Cellular component (GO): nucleus
Molecular function (GO): protein tyrosine phosphatase activity
Source: RefSeq, a predicted model, not a curated record
ACCGUUCCCGCCAGUCUCUGCUCGAACGCGGCACGGACCGUGUCGAUCCGUUGCGAUGUGAACGCCUAAACCUUACCACUGUCUACCACGACAGAUUUUGUUGCAUGUGCAUCGGCUAUAACUAUACUUUUUAGUAAAUCAUUAACUUUUGAUUUUCUACACCAGUGGCUAUCCGUUCCGUGGAUUAUAAAUCUGGGAAACUGUUCUGUGGCGACAUUGAUGGAGUUCCGCUUGGACAGCGCGGAGUACUGCCAGGCCCAACACAAAUAAACUUGCGGGCGCUAGUGGAAGCGAGACCCAUGCUGCCGGGAGCGCGCGCAACGUCACGCACCCCGAGCACUAAGCGAUAUACACCCAUCCAUUUUUACAUUGAACUUGGAUCCCACUGUUAAUUGCAGCAUAUCAUUUGCAGAAGUUUCAAAUCGUAAACGACUUAUGUUUUGUCGCAUAAUCUUUUAUUAGUUUCGCUUACCGAUUCGUAAUCAUCGUUUGUUAGUCUCCGAAUGUGCUCGAGUGGUUGAAAGCGAUAUCCAUGCGGGUGGUUCUAAUUAUAUAAUUGGACCCUUUUAAAAAAGAAGCCACGAAACUGGAGUGUGUUGUGUGGAAAUAGAGUGACAGUUUGCCUGUUUUGACUGACGGAUCGCUGCAAGUUUCCGACGCGUGUGAAGUUAAUCUGCGACCUCGGUUCGCGAGUGGUGUAUCGGAUUUGACUGCGGAAAUCGUAAAGCGAUCACCAUGAAGCAGAAGGACAUCAGGCCGGCGCCGUCGCUCAUCGAGUACAAGAGCAUGCGCUUCCUCAUAACCGACAGACCAUCGGAUAUCACCAUCCAGGGCUACUUACAGGAGUUGCGCAAGCACAACGUGUGCACGGUGGUGCGCGUCUGCGAGCCGAGCUACGACGUGGCGCCGCUCAAGGCGGAGGGCAUCGAGGUGCGCGAUCUGGCCUACGACGACGGCACCUUCCCGCCCACAAACGUCGUCGACGACUGGUUCGAGAUACUGCGCGACAAGGCGGCGAAUAAGCCCGAAUCGGCGGUGGCGGUGCACUGUGUGGCAGGGUUGGGUCGCGCUCCCGUGAUGGUGGCCAUAGCGCUGAUAGAGCUCGGCAUGAAGUACGAGGAGGCGGUCGAGACCAUCCGAGACCAACGCCGCGGCGCCAUCAACGCGAAGCAACUCUCGUACCUUGAGAAGUACCGGCCGAAGUCGCGCCUGAAGAAGAACGGACACAAGAACUCUUGCUGCGUGCAAUAGUCGCCGGCCCCGAGCGGGACAGCGAAUGUAGCUCUGCUUUCACACACACACUGACACAAGGAGCAUAGACAAAAAAACUAGAUGUAACUUACCCGUCGAGCCUCUUUUGACAAGUACCCCCUUGAUUUUCUCGUAGAGGUUUUAACCGAAUUCUUUUAUUUUUUUCCACCCCGAGCUUGGACACAUUCCCAACAGACGCGAGCCGAAGAAUUUGGUUACGAUCUCGCCGCAGUUUUUUGACGUAAUCGAGUUUCUGAAAAUUAUAAUUGACAGCCCAUUUGUAAGCUAAUGUUUGAAUUUUCGAAGUAAAGGUGUACCGCCCUUGUGCUGAACUCUUACUAGUGGAAUAUGUUAAUAGUCGCAAGCCACGAUUUGUGUUCAUAGUUGAAACUGUCACUUGGGUAUUUACAUACUUAAUUGAAAUCAUAAUAACUUCAAUAAUAAAUAUGAUCCAGUCAGAGUUGUGCUUACUCUUAGAAUUCUUACGAUAUACUUUUUUUUCUAUGUGUGUUGAAAUCAUGAUAAUAUGUUUUCCUAAAUAUUAUUUUCUUUCGUAGAGACUUAAUAAUAUUAUCGAUAAGAAAAUGAGCCAUAAUAGGAGCAAUUUGAAGGUUUAUUUUUUUCGUGUUUCUUAAGACGUAUUCUACUUUGUGCUCUGACUAAAAAUAUAUGUUAAAUUCUUGUAUUAUUUUAUUAUAUCAAUUUAAGUUAUAUAGCCACGGUCUGCAAACUAUUUCACAAAUGUUUUACCUUUGACUAAUUAAUUGUAUGAUGAAAUUCUAAUAAAAUUGUAUCCCAUCAAAAAUGAUAAACUUGACUCACAGAAUGUUCCGAUAACAUAGCUCUUUGAUAUUAUUUUUCUAUUUCUAAUUUUAUGAAGAUAUCAAAAUAUAUGAUUGUGUAACCGCGGAACAGUCACAUUCAUAAAUAAAAAUAUUUAUAAGCAAAUCAA